UCGAAUCGAUGAUGAUGAUGGUGGUGGUGGUAAAGAUCAAAACGAUAAUGAUAAUGGCGGUGAUUAUUAUAAUGAUAACGAUGAUGAUGAUGAUGAUGAUGGUCGUAUACAGGAUUUUGUAUCACCACAACUUAUGUCAAGACUUUCACAGAAAAAUCCGGGCGCCAUACGUUAUGCUGAUGAAGAUCGUGGCCAACAAUCAUAUCAUAUGGAUUUAGAGAUUCUUAUCGAUCAUAAUGACGAUGGUAAUGAUGAUGAUGGCGAUGAUGGUAAUAUUCUUGGAACAAAAAGGCAUCGAAAAUCCAAAUCAAAAUCAACGAUACCGAUAAUAUCACCACAUAUAAAAGAUAAUUGUGUUACAAAUCAAGAUUGGCCAUCACAGAAUCAUCAUCAUCAUUAUCGUAUCUAUGCUAGUUAUGAUGAUUUUCGUCAUUGGACUGAUGGACAUCGAACAUUUGCAAACAUUUCGAAUGCAAUCAAAAAGUUGAAUUAUUCUACAAAUCAAGCUAACAACAACAACAACAACAACGAUAGUAAAUUAACUAACAAUAACGAUGGUGUUGGUGGAAUUCAAUCGAAUCGAAAUAAUCAAAAGUUUCGUCUUCGAUCAUCAUUACAACAUCAACAACAACAAAAACAUUCGAAUUUAACUAAUAAUGAACAGCAGAUGGAAAAUAAAUUGAAACUAGCCAAUCAAAAUCAAGAACGAAUGCGUUGUGGACAAAUUAUAUCGAAUUGGAUGUUCAAUAAUAAUAAUAAUAAUGAUGGUCAUCAAUUAGAAUCAUCUCAAGUGACAAAUCAAUCAAAUAGCCUUUUAUCAUCAAUUUUAAUGAUAAAAUCAAUGUUUAAUAAUCAUCAUCGUCAUCAACAACAGCAACCAUGUCAUUGUUCAUUGAAUAUAUUUAUACCAUGGUAUGUUUGUGGUGUUCGUUAUUGUCCAAUUCAACAACAACAACAACAAUCCGAUCAACAAUCGGAUCAACAACAACAACAACAACAAAAUACACAACGAUAUCGUUGUGGUGUACGCACAUGUCGUAAACGUUAUCAAUUUACUUUUGCCGUACCUAAUCAUAUACAUUGUCUUUCGGAUUUUGAUCCAACAUUAUCAUCAGAUACAAUGAUGGCAUUUGAUAAUUUCAUUAUCAAUAAUGAUAAUGAAAUCGAAUCAUUGUCAAAUGAUCAGAAUCGAUCAAUUCAGAUCUGAAUGAUUUUUUUCAACAACAAACAAAAAACUUCCAAGUUCUUCCAUAUAU
Messenger RNA from Dermatophagoides pteronyssinus (European house dust mite), 1256 nucleotides. RefSeq names its product BRICHOS-like domain-containing protein out at first (gene oaf). The record is from RefSeq and is a predicted model, not a curated record. Lineage: Eukaryota; Metazoa; Arthropoda; Arachnida; Sarcoptiformes; Pyroglyphidae.